This is a messenger RNA of Ipomoea nil (Japanese morning glory), 2313 nucleotides long. RefSeq lists its product as uncharacterized. NCBI's taxonomy places the organism in Eukaryota, Viridiplantae, Streptophyta, Magnoliopsida, Solanales, Convolvulaceae. The record is from RefSeq and is a predicted model, not a curated record. The transcript is spliced from 5 exons. Bases 343 to 1710 code for a protein of 455 amino acids.
AUCGCGGUGUCUGUAUCUGUACAUGUCUGUAUAUAUCUCUCUGAUUUCUAUGUUCAUGCAACUUCUCUACUAUUUUGGCCUUCUGGGAAUGGGAUCUGGUUGGUGUCCACAAACUUUCUGAUCAGUAGGUUUCGUUGAUGAUCAGCCCCAUUUAGUGGUGGGGUAGAGUUGAUUUUGUAUUUUUUUUUUCUUUUAAAAAAUUCAUCUUUCUUCCGUUGGAUGAGGUUUUAGUUGGGUAGAGUGUUCAUUACAUGACUUUGACUGAUCGGAUGUGUUACAGGACAGAGUGAUACUUACCGAAGAUAAAAUAUUGAAGCUUUAGAGUUUUCUGAUACAGGGCGCAUGCCAGUUUCUGAGAAGGAAGAGCUCGCAAUACAAUCUAGUAGCUCAUUGACAAGUAUCCCUAUAAAGAAGAGAAGGUUCUCGUUUGUUUUCCCUUCAUCUCCUCCACCUGAGGAGCCAAUUUCUUUUCAUGAUGAAAGCAAUUUAAAGAAUGGAAAAUCUGGUUCUACCCAGAGAUCAUCUUUCAACCCUAUUGAUACUGCUGGGUGUACCAGUAAAUCUGAUGCUAGCAAGAAUCCUGUUUUGGAGGUGAAACAAGAAAGGGCCGGUGGUGCAAAUGUUAGCUUUGGUCAACCGGUCAUGGAUUCGUCUGGAUCCAAACUAGCUGAAGCAGAUAAGACCUCUGUUCAAUUCACUGAGGAGCCUCCUGGAUCCAAACCUGCUGAAGCUGAUAAUACCUCUAUUCAAUUUACUAAGGAACCUUUUGGAUCCAAAGUUACUAAAGUUGAUGUCUCUGCCCAAUCUCCUGAGGGACCCUCUGGAUCCAAGGCUACUAAAACAAAUGCUUCAUCCCUUCAUUAUAUGGAGGGACCUUCUAGAUCCAAACCUACUGAAAUGGAUGUUACGGUUGCCCAACCUAAUGUGGAACCUUCUGGAUGCAAACCUGCUGAUACAAAUGUUUCGUCUGUCAAUAAUAGGGAGGAACCUUCUGGAUCCAAGCCUGCUGAAAAGAAUGUUUCAUUUGUCCAAUCUACUAAGGAUCCUUUUAGAUCCAAGUUUGAAGAAACAAAUGUUGCGUCUAGCCAACCUAGUAAGGAACCUUGUGGGAUGCAACUGUCUGAGGCAAACAUUAAUUCUGCCCAACCUUUGGAAUCCAAAGUUCAAGUCACUAGCACGAAGAUUUGCUCAGGUUCUACCAAUAGUGUUGAUAAUUGUGUUAAGGGAGAGUUGACUGAAAGUAGCCUUCAAGUUGUUGAAACCAUUUCAGUUAAUGUCAAGAUGGAAAACAUUGGCAAACAAGCAGAAUGCAGCAUUAAAUUUCAAUCUUCUACACAUUCAGGAAACACUGAAUUAUCUUUAGGAUCACAAAGACAAAACCUUCCUUUGGGAGUGCAAAACAGAGGAGGUUCUGAGAUGCCUAAUAAUUUGGAUCCAUCAUUUUUAUCUUUUUCUUUAAACAAAGAAAAAGCCAUCGAUUCUCAAAUUGGAAGAUCAAACAGUAGGUCCAAUGAUGAUAGUCCUGAUACCGAUACUAACAGAUCAAACUGGGAUUUGAAUACUACUAUGGAUGCAUGGGAGGGUUAUGAUAAUGGCUUUCAAGAUACAGAUAAUGUUGAUGCUCUAAGCAAAAUCAGUACUAGACAUGACCUAAAACCUAGUUUAAGCUCCUUUAGUAUGCUUGGUGCUUGCAAUGAUAAAGGGAAGUAAAUUUUUGGAGUUUCUGAGCAGAUAUCUAGUAUACAAUCUAGCCAGCCUGAUGAUUCGCUUUGCCUUAGUCUUGGUAGCACUUUCUGUGGUUUGGACUUCAGUAAGAGGCAUUUGGUUCAAUGACCAAGGCAGACUCAAUUCCACGUACUAGUGUUCUAAGAACCAUUACAAACAUGGAUUCUAUUGGAUGUUGAACUGUAAAGGUAGAACUUAUUGAUGAAAGUUGAAAACAGGAUUAUGCUGGAUCUAGCAAUAAUGCUACCAAAGCACUAGAUGGUAAUUCUUUGAAAAUAGAGCAUAUUGAGAGGGGAAACAUGGAACUUAUUGAAUUCCCAAUCAAGUGUGCAGAAAAGAUAAUUGAGAAAAAAUCUAUAAAAUCUGAACCCUUACAGGAAACUAAACAAGAAAGUUGCAGGUUGUCCAGCAUGACAUUGCACCAAUCUGUUAGAAAUGUUUUACCAUCAAAAGAGAGUUUUUCUACUUUGCUAGUGCCAUUGACCCCUGAAAAGCUGUUGAGUACAAGAGUGGCUACCUUUUCAGAGUUGUCUGUCAGCGGGGAGUUAUCAAAUCAAUCUGAACAUUCUGUUCAUACUAUAUAAGUAU